This is a messenger RNA of Hyaloperonospora brassicae, 396 nucleotides long. Lineage: Eukaryota; Oomycota; Peronosporomycetes; Peronosporales; Peronosporaceae. The record is from the annotation of a GenBank genome assembly.
AUGGACUUCUUGAGCAAAGCCAAGCGCGCCGCCGAGCAGUACGCCGGGGGCGACGCGGGCAAAGGCCACAAGCAGACGGACCACCACAAGCAGACGGAGACGAAGGAGAAGGGCAAAGCCACUGCCGGUGGCUCUGUGUUGGCCAAAGCGGCCGACGCGGCCGAGAAGUACCACGCGAAGGAAAAGAUCGCCGAGUUUGUGCAGAAACGGGGGACCGCACACGGCCACGCGCCGCAGCAGUCGGGCGACGCGGCAAAGAGGAACACGUCGGCGAUCGAGAAGGCCGUCGAGAAGGCUGAGGGGUUUCUCGCCAAGCAGAGCGGUCAGGCCAAGGGACACGGCCAGCACGCGGACGGCAAGAAGGACGCGCACAAGGGGGACAAGACGCUGGUGUAG